AUGUCUAGAAACUCUGAACUGAGGCAAUUACGAAGGAGAUGGUUUCUCCGGUUUGUAAACGAGCAAGAACCAAUGCAGUCUGUGGGAACGAAGAGGCUGAAACACACAUCUGAAAGCAAAGGUAAGUGGCUUUCUAAGGAUGUCAGUGAUGGCUGAUGCUCAUUUGGACUGGUGGGGCAAAAGUCAGGGCACCCAAAUAAGAGAUAGAAGGGCAGUUGUCAGGGGGUGCAAAAUUUCCACACCUGGUGCUGCCUUAGUACAGCUGCAUGCUUCUGUUGCUGGGCUCUAUUGAAAAUGGUUUCUCCAUGCAAACCAGCAAGUGACCUCUUCAGACAGCAGAAUGACUCUUCUUAUUUCUGCAGCUGCGAUCUCCUGGGUAGCACAGACAACGUUAAACAGUUGAAUGUGCAUGUGUACUCUGUCUGUUUCCUUCCCUCCAACCCCUGUCCAUAUGGCCCCAGCCACUGGCAACCUUUGCUAUGCCACUAAUAGGAGGUGAAGCAAAAGCCAACGACAGGCAGAGACCUCUAACUCCAGUUUUGCCCCCAGCCUCCUCCCUGCUGAGUUCUAUGAAGGCAACACUGGGAUUGAGGAAGAGGAAGCUGGAAGGCAGUGCUACCACUUGUCAUGUUUGCAAGUAAGAAGGUAGGAAGGUGGAGAUUGGCUUAGGACAAGCAGAGGUUAGUGAGUGAAGUAAUUGACUAACCACCAGUGAAUAAUAGAGAAGUGGAAAUUGAGAAAUGCACUAUCUAAAUCAGGCAUAGGCAAAUUCGGCCCUCCAGAUGUUUUGAGACUACAAUUCCCAUCAUCCCUGACCACUUGUUCUAUUAGCUAGGGGGGAUGGGAGUUGUAGUCCCAAAACAUCUGGAGGGCCGAGUUUGCCUAUGCCUGAUCUAAAUCAUUGGUGGUGAUCCUUUUGCCCUGCUAGAACUCCAACUCCCAUCAGCCCUAGCCAGCAUGGUCAAUCGCCAAGCAGCACCGCCUUGCGACUGGUUGCUAUUAAAAUUGCCAGGCAGGUGAGGGUUGGCUGAGGGCAGACUGAGAUUGGUGGGCAAUGCCUCAUUCACCCUAAUGGACUAGCCUCUCUUCGUAUCAGAUGAGACUGCUGCAGAGGUGUCAAAUCCAGUGGGGCUGAGCGUUUUUGCCCCUCCAAUAAUGUCUUUUUGGGGGGCAGACCCCCACAAUGUUUCCUACCAUCAGGGGGCGGAGGAGGCCAAGCACAGAGCUGAGUGUGGCUUCCGUGGCAGGCUCCUCCUCUUCCUGUCAUUAAAGGCUGCCGAGAGAGAGAGGAGAAGGAGCCGCUGUGCCCUGUGAUUAUGACUCUGUCCCCCUGGCUCCUCCCAAAACAACAUGUAACCUCGUGUGAUGCGUGUAUGACAUUACAAAGCAUGCCCGGCCUGUGUAACAGGUGUGAAAUCGCAUACAUGACCAGGCCCCCUCAAUCUUUGGUGCAAGUUGGUGCCUUUUCUCCACAGUCUCAGGCCCCAACAGCAGUAUACAUUUAAAGCAGUAUUGUACCACUCGGAACAGUCAUGGCUCCCCCUGAGAUCAUUCUAGGAAGCGUAGCUUGUUAAAGGUGCUGAAAGUUGUCAGGUGACCUUUGUUUCCUUUAAAGUAAAGGUAAAGGUACCCCUGCCCGUACGGGCCAGUCUUGCCAGACUCUAGGGUUGUGCGCUCAUCUCACUCUAGAGGCCGGGAGCCAGCGCUGUCAGCAGACACUUCCGGGUCACGUGGCCAGCGUGACAAGCUGCAUCUGGCGAGCCAGCGCAGCACACGGAACGCUGUUUACCUUCCCGCUGGUAAGCGGUCCCUAUUUAUCUACUUGCACCCGGGGGUGCUUUCGAACUGCUAGGUUGGCAGGCGCUGGGACCGAGUGACGGGAGCGCACCCCGCCGUGGGGAUUCGAACCGCCGACCAUGCGAUCGGCAAGUCCUAGGCGCUGAGGUUUUACCCACAGCGCCACCCGUGUCCCUGUUUCCUUUACAGGGCUGCAAUCCCUCAUCCCAGAGAACUCUGGGAAUUGUAGCUCCUUGAGGGGGAUACUGGGGGAGGCUCAGUUUAUCUGCAAAGGGGAAAAAUUAGUCCUGUGAAACACCACCCAAAGAAACAUACAGAAGCUGUCUAUAGCUUCCUCCUGCCUGCACCUUCUAACUGGGUUAUUGUGGGCGUCUGUUCGCGGUGUACGAACUUCCUAAUUGCACAUUUGCAAAUUGCUCCUUGUCUCAACAUCUUAUUUCCAGAGUUCUGCUUUUUCCUCGUAUAUAUAUAAUGUGUGUGUGCGUGCAUGUUCGCGCAUGUGUGCGCACAAACCUGGAACCAUACAAUUAUCUGCUUAUUCUGAAUCAAUCUGUGGAACACCAUCAUUCAAUAUAUUGACUGAAUUGUAUACUUGGGACACCUGUGCAAAUCUGGUUCCCCAACCAUAAGGAGAGAGCCUAUCUUUGUGUUAUUUCUUAGUGAGCAGAUCCUGCUUAGAAUUUGAAUGAGCACAUUUGGCUAGGGAGCAAAAAAAUUGAAUGGUUUACACCAUCCCAAAUAACACAUUCAAUGAUCAGGAACCUGUUGUCUGAACAGGACAAAAGUCACUACUACUCAACCCAACCUAACCCUACAAUUACUCUUAGCUUCAUGGCUUCAGGACGCACCCCCCUUUUAAAAAAAAUUAAGACAAAGGUGAGCAAGAGGAGACAAAGAGACAAAGGUGCAUACAAAUUAGGCAAGAUGUGGAGAAAGUGGAUAGAAAGAGUUCUUUCCCCCUCUCUCAGAAUACUAGUGGACAUCCAAUUCAGCACAGACAAAAAGACUUCACAAAGCACUAUGUAAUUCGCGACAACAAGAUGUGAUGAUGGCCACCAAUUUGGAUGGCAUUUAAAGGGGAUUAGACGAAUUUUUAAAGGGAUUAGACCAGCCUUUCUCAACCUGUGGGCCCCCAGAUGUUGUUGGACUACAACUCCCAUCACCCCUAGCUAGCAAGGCCAGAGCUUGGGGAUGAUGGGAGUUGUAGUCCAACAACAUCUGGGGACCCACAGGUUGAGAACUGCUGAAUUAGUCCAGUUAAAUGGCCAGUAGCCAUGACUGCUAUGUUCUACCACCACUGUCAGAACGCCAUAUGUCCUUGAAUCCUAGUUACUGGGAUUCACAGGUCCCGGUCAUACUCAGGUUCUGCUUGUAGGUGUCCCAUUUGGGCAUCUGGUCAUCAUCUGUGAAAACAGAGCGGUGAACUAGAUUCCAGCACCAUACAGUGGUUUAAAAGUCAUUCCAUCUUCUCAGGGAACUAAGAUCACAGGAGCUGGGACAGGAUAUACAUAUCUGGCAGUGAGGGUGGGGGAAACCCUUGCAUUUGCAAUCAAAUGUUCCAGUCUACAAUAUUAUUUCAAACACUGUGCUAUUUUCAUCUACUCAAGGCACUUACAUUGGAUGCUUCGGUGAUGAUUCCAGGGAGAGGACUCUGAAAGGUGCUGUGUUUUAUGACUUGAGAAAAAUGACUAUUUCUCACUGCCAGGAAGCAUGCUCUGAGAGGUAAAAUAUAUGUACAUCUUUCUCUAUAUAAAUAUAUUUGUGUCCUUCGUGCGUUUACAUCUCUUUACCAGAAUUCAAGGGAACUUCAAAUUCCAUUUGCUUAAGAAAGGAACUUACAUAUAUUAUUUCAUUUCAUUUAUUCAUCAGUUGCUUUGUUUCAUUGUUGUUCCUCCCACCUUUCAUGGACAAGUGAUCCCAGGGCAGGUUAUGCAGUACCACAAAAUCAAACAUCAAAACACAAGAAUAGAUCAACAAAACAUUAAAAAAGGAUAAAAUCUCCUUCUCAAUAUUGACACCCCUGGCCUCCAAAAUCAACACCCCUCUCUGUCAGUAAAAGGUAAAGGGACCCCUGACCAUUAGGUCCAGUCAUGGCCGACUGGGGUUGCGGCGCUCAUCUCACUUUAUUGGCUGAGGGAGCUGGCGUACAGCUUACGGGUCAUGUGACCAGCAUGACUAAGCUGCUUCUGGCAAACCAGAGCAGCGCACGGAAACGCCGUUUACCUUCCCGCCAGAGCAGUACCUAUUUAUCUACUUGCACUGGCGUGCUUUCAAACUGCUAGGCUGGCAGGAGCUGGGACUGAGCAACGGGAGCUCACCCCGUCGCGGGGAUUCGAACCGCCGACAUUCUGAUUGGCAAGUCCUAGGCUCUGUGGUUUAACCCACAGUGCUACCCGCGUCAGUAGCCUGGAGGAAAUGACAAGUUUUUAGCUGGCACCAAAACUAAGCAGUAACAUAUCCCAAAGAGAAAGGCUUUCUGCAACUGGGAGGUGGAAGGGAUGGUGGUGGUGUCGCCAAGACCAAGACUCUUUCUUGAGUGUUUCAGCUAUGAGCAUCACUCAGAGAUGGGUGCUAGCCUAUGCACCUCUGAAAAGCAGGUGGGGAGAGCAUUGUUGUGCUCAUGGACUUCUCUGGUUGGUGACUGAGAACAGAAUGCUGCACUAGAUGGGCCCACUGGUCUGAUGAGCAGAGCUCAUAUUUUGUCUUCAAGCCUCAGCAGGACAAUCCUGGUAGAGGUAUUCUCAUUCAGAUAACUGGGUCUUAAGUCUUGUAGGGCUUUAGAGGUCUUCACUAUAACACUGAACUAUCCUCCAUAGCACGCAGACUCUUCAAAACAAAUGCUACAAAGUUCCAGCUGGCUGAACCAAUCAGGACAUUUUCAGCCACAUUCUGUGCCAGUUGAAGCUUCCAAAGCAUAAGAUCAUAGAAUUGUAGAGUUGGAAAGUGCUCUGAGGAACAUCUAGCCCAAUCCUCUCCCUGCAAUUCAGGAAUAUGCAGCUGUCCCACACAAGGAUCAAACCUGCAACCUUGGUGUUAUCAGCACCAAGUUCUAACCAACCGAGCUAUCCAGAGAAUCUCAUCUUUAAGGACAGCACUGCAUACACUAUGUACAGCUCUGAUAUAAAUUAAAUGCCAUGAUGUGCUGAGCUGAAGUUUGCUACAAAACUGCUGGAUUUUACAGCGAGGGGGUUUGUUUUGUCCCAUCUAGGGCUUACACCUAUGCUGGCUUGGAGUAUGGAGCCGAAUGCUAUUGUGGAAACAAGUUGCCCACGACUUUGGCAAAGCAGGAGGAGUGCAACAAUGAAUGCAAAGGAGAGAAAGGAACCAUCUGUGGAGGCAUCAACAGGCUAUCUGUUUAUCGUGUGGAGGAGCAGCCAUGGGCUGGACCAAAACGACGUAAGUGAUGUAAGGCUCUUAAGUGAGUAUUUGCUACCAGAAGGGGUGGGCAGCAGAAUGCCUGCUCCCCUCGUGUCUUCCAUUACAAUGACAGCAUGGAUCAGGGACGACAUGGGGAUUCUCCUUCCGUUGCAGGCAGUAGGGACUGGUGCCCAGAAGGCAGGGAGACCAACAGCAGGGGGAGACAGAGACAAUGACAGGCAGAGCUGAGUAAUUCUAGUUUAGCUCCAUCCUCCUCCCUGCCAAGUCCUGCAAGGAGGAGGAAGAGGGUGACAGCCACUGCCACCCACUGGUCUGGCUGCAAGUAAAAAGGCAGCAGGUGGAGGCUGGCUAAGGCAGUGCCCCACUUCCCAUAAUGAAUCAGCCUCCACUCAUUGGAGAGAUUCCCAUUAUAUUUGUUUCAUGCUCCACGGGCCUCCUUCCACCAGAGAGCUGACAAUUUUCAUGAGUCUGGUGGCAGGUCCAUCAGAGAAAGGAAGAAUUCAGCACUGUUCCAGAUCCACACUCUUACACGUCCACAGCCAGUCUCUGGAAACCCCUGGCCCUAUGUUUCCAUUGCCUACCAUAGCUGCUCAUUUCCCUACCCUCUCUGAGCACACAAGCAGUGAUAUGAAAGGGGAGAUAUAGCCGUUUUCUUCCCCAGGGUUGUUUUGCUAUCUGUGUGCCGUGUACCUAUAUGAGCAAAUUCUCCACUGGCAGAGCCAGGUGGGGCCAGACAGUUGCUCUGCAGAGAAUCCCCUUUGCUUUAACUGUGGUAGAAGGCACCAAGUUCAGAGGGACUCAGUGUUUGGGUGGCUUUAAAAGAGGAUUAGACAAAAUCAUGGAGGAAAAUAAGGCUAUCAUUGGCUACCAUCCAUGAUGGCUAUGUUCUACCUGCAGAGCAGAGAGUGCUCUUCUGCUCAGGUCCUGCUUGUGGGUUUCCAACAGGCACCUGAUUGGCCAUCAUGAGAACACAGUGCUGGACGAUGGACCAUUGGCUUGAUCCAGCUGGUUCUUAUGACAUCUAGAAAUAGUAUUAAGAUUUCAAACCAUCUUUUUAAGAUGACACCAUGGAAAAACAAAAACAGGGACAACGUCAGGAUAGUGAACCAGGACAACAAUCUACCUGGGACAGACCAGAAAACAUUUCUAGUCUCUGGUUAAAAAGCAACAGUUGACACCUAUGCAGUUCUGUCUGAGAACUAGGCCUGUGUCCAUAGUCUAUGACUUGCCCUGUGUGCACAUAACUUAAAGUGCGAUGAUACGAUGGGCAGAAAUGAGCAUCCUCAAAAUCACAGUUGGAUGCUGAGAUAGAAACAGGCACUCUCUGCUGCUGGCCCCAGUCCUUUGCAUUUGGUAACAAAAGGGACGUUCUUUCUGAAUGUAGAGGCCCCAGCUCAUAUGCAUUUGAAAAGAAUUCCAGGAGAUGUCAAACUGCAAUCUUACUGACCGCUCAUUUGCAAAGUGUCACUGCCCUUGCAAAACCGGUUCAUGAUAAGUUCAUGGUGAUUUUGGAGGGCACCUCUGUAUUUUUCCACCUCUUCCCACUGGGGAAGGAAUUGGUUCUCAGCUUAAGAUCAAAGCAGGAGCUGGCAUGCCUUCUUGUGAGCUUUCAUUCUCGUAUUCCUGCCUCUGCCUCAAAUGCAAGAGGUGGACUUUGUUUGUAGAUCGAAAUCUUGCUGGAGUGUCAGUAAUCCAGAGCUUCAUUUCUUUGGUUCCCAUGGUUACAGGGACUCUUUAUAAGCAGCAAGAGUGAAGCAAAGCAAAUCAGUGGAGCUGAAUGGAAAGACCAUAACGGGGGUAGAGGGAACAAUGGGGGGUGCUGAUUCACAUUGAGGGGGUCAGAAGCCAUCCCUAGUUCUCAUGACACUCUCCAUCUUCUUCUUUUUUAAAGAAUAAUUUUAUUAAGUUUUCAAUUUUACAUUUCCAGAUAAACAUUUUACAAACUUAAAUAUAUCCAGUGACUUCCCUUCUUCUCCUUCCAUGGUUCAUUUUACAUAUCAUACACCAUAUUUUGCUAUAACUAUUCAAAUCAGUUUUCCAUUUUUACAUCCAUCAAAAAUUAUUUGUUCAAUUUAUCUUAGUGCUGCCAGCAUUUUCAGCUGUGUAUACAGUUAUUUUCCAUAUAUUCAAUAAAUGUUUUCCAAUCUUCUUUCAAUGUAUGUUCUUCUUGCUCUCUUAUUCUUUUUGUUAAAUCUGCAAGUUCUGCAUAUUCUGUCAAUUUAAGUUGCCAAUCCUCUUUAGUUGGGACCUCGCUCACUUUCCAUUCGGGGCUAACAAAACACGGGCUGCAGUUGUUACAUACAUAAAUAACCUUUUCUGACACCUAGGGAUUUCAGUCUGUGUUACUCCCAACAAAAAAUGACUUUGUUUUUUUUUGGGGGGGGGGAAGUACUUUUAAACAUUUUUUCCAAUUCAUUAUAAAUCAUUUCCCAAUACUUUUACCUUUUUACAUGUCCUUUGCCUUUGAUUAUAUGGAUACCAUCACCAAACAGGACAAAGGAAUUCCAAAGGAUUUGGGGAGAAAAUCAAUCUUGCUUGCAUUUUAAUGUGAAAACACCUGAUUUGCACUUCUCAAAUCAUCACACACCCCACACACCCCGUCCUUCAUAAUCUGCACUUCUCCAAAUUUGGCAAUGCAGCUCUGCAGCUCAACUUGGGGCUUGAACCCACAACCAUGGGCUUAAAUGCCACAUGCUCUGCCAAUUGAGCUGCAUUGGAAAGUGCAAAUUAGAUAAACUCACCUUUAAAUGUGAACUGAAUUUAACUUCUUCCCCAACCCUAGCUUCACAAUCUGUAUGGGAUUGUUUUGUCUGGGCGGUUAAGCGUUCCAAGUAAGUCUUCCAGCUCGAGUUGGUCAUUGGGACAUCCUGAGAAGCUUCCAGACUAGAAUGGAUCUCAUCCUGACUAUGACUGGUUCUCCUUUCCCAGCUGCCACCCAGCACGGACAUUGCUUCUUCAUUGAAAACUUGGAAUUCAACUCGUUUUUGAAAGGUUCCCUUCCUCUCUUUUCUUACAUUCCUUUAGACUUCAUGUGAGAUGCAACUGGGAAUAAAAACGCCUUUGAUUUGUACAGCACAUCUCAGCCACUGAGUCAUAUAGACUCUUCUCAAACUUACAACUCCCCAUGGAUGCUAUCUGUGGGAACGGAACAUUAGAAUUUUAACUCCUAGCAGCAAAGAUGGUGUUUCAUUGCUUUUUUAAAAAACAGGUUGUUUAUUAAUUUAUUUUUUUUAAAAAAUACUAUUAUGCACGCUGCAGAGACUCACACAAAUCUUGGAAAGAUUUCUGGAAUUUGCAUCAUUGCUGAACUCAGUGCUAUCUGGUUAGAUAUUUAAAUAAACAAUUUCAAGUAUUUUUUUUGGGGGGGGUAGUAUUGUUCUAUGAAUGAGUGUUGUCUUCUUAUGGACCAAGAUGGAUUUAAAAAUAAAUGCCACCAUGCUGGGUGGCUGAUGACAAGCACUACCUAGAAAUUGUUGAGAUGAGAAGAUGGAAUAGAUAUAAGAAAUUUCACCCCUUCCUCUUACCUAGCUCUCCCUACCUUUACCAUCAUAGACUUCUCUCUCCAUUAUCCCUAUUAUAGGGGUGCCUGUAUUCCACUCCCCUUCUGCAUAUCUUGAGGCAAGGAAAAGGAGACCCAAUACCUGGCUGGCAAAACCCAGUAAAUCCACCAGCUCAAGGAGCAGCAAUGAUACAUAUUGUAAUACCCUAGCCAGCUAAACCACCCAAUCAAUAUUUCAACUGCAAUGUACAAUGUUCAUUCAGCAGGUGCUUAAUAUAACCAUAUAUUCCGUCAGACAGCAGAAGCAUCAGGCGCAAGUGAUGACAAUAGAAGAUAAAGAACAAAAUAUCAACAUAUCAAAAUUCACCGCGCUUCAGAGGCUGGCAUAUUAUCCCUCUGAAUUCUCACUCAGAGUGAAACCAUAAUUCAAAACUCUCUUUUCUUCUCACAUUGGAAGAUGACAAUGCCACCUCUGAAUGCCCACCCUUGAUAAGCCCCUCCCCUCCCCUCCCUUUGGCAGGAAUGACCAGCGGCACAAAUUUAAAAUGGGGCAUAGCUGGCCUGCCAGUAGUACAUGUGAAAAGGGAUCUAGGGGUCUUAGUAGGCCACAAGCUUAACAUGAAUCAAUGGUGUGAUGCAGCAGCCCCCCACCCAGCCAAAUAGCUCAUGCAAUUCUAGACUGUAACAGAAGUACAGUGUACAGGUCAAGGGAAGUCAUAGUCUCACUCUGUUCUGCCUUGGUAAGACCAGAACUGUGUCCAGUUCUGCAUGCCACAGUUUAAGAAGGAUGUUGAGAAGCUAGAAUGUGUUGAGAGGAGGGUGAUCAAUAUGAUGAAGGAUCUGGAAACCAAGCCUUAUGAGAAAUGGUUGAGGAAGUUGGGUAUAUUUAGCCUGGAAAAGAGGAGAUUGGGAGGAGAUAUGAUAGCCAUCUUCAUAUAUCUCAAGGACUAUCACAUGGAAGAUGGAGCAAGCUUGUAUUCUGCUGCUCUGGGUGGUAGGACCUGAUUCAGGUUACAAUCAAGGAGAUUCCAACUAAACAUCAAGAAGAGCUUUCUGAUGGUAAGAGCUGCUUGGCUGCGGAAUGGACUUACUUGGAAGAUGGUAGAUUCUCCUUCACUGGAAGCUUUUAAGCAGAGGUUGGAUUGCCAUCUGUCAUAGAUGCUUUAAUUGAGAUUCCUAUAUUACAGGGGUUGGACUAGAUGACCCUCAGGGUUCCUUCCAGCUCUACAAUUCUUUGAUUCUAUUAUUCUUUCUCUCUUGUACAGCAGGGAACCCCCUUUCCAGGAUAGUAUUUACUGUGCACAUGCAGACAUCACCUAAGAACAAGCAAAAAAUGCUUCUUCCCUCCCCAUCUGGACGACUGUUUCACUCCUAUGCAGAUCUAAUCAACAACUUAAUUGAAUUAAUCAAUUUAAAUGCAUACAAUCGCUUGACUAAGAUUUCUUUAAUUGCGGACUAGAACUCCCCCACUUUCUCCUCUGAAACCAAAUCUUUUUAACUGUUUCAGUUAAGAGAUGGCGAUUUUGACUAAGCUUCUGCCAAUGAUUUUCCGAGCAAGCACCCAGGAUGGAUUGAGAUUUCAAUCCUCGCUGUCAUCCUCUUCUUUACAUGGUCACUUGCUGGAUCACAGCUGAGCCUCAUCUGAUUUAUUCCUCCUCCUGAGGGAGGAGAGGUGGAAGGAAGGCUGUACCUUUUCUCCCAAGAAAACCCCCAGAAAUAAAGCUUGCUGGUGACCCAAUGCAUAUCAGUUUGGGGGUGGUCAGCAACCACCUUUGUUCUUGAGGUCCAGGGACAAGGGUGGAGAAUUGGGGGGGGGGGGUCAAGGCAUGGUUCAGAAUGUGGUCAGGGCCUUAGACAUCAGAUCUGUGAGACUCCAUAUGGCUUGCUUAUCGAACAUUCAUCCUUUUUUAUUUGCCCAAAGCUGACAUGGGAGAUAAAAUUGCAUCCAGCCUUUAUGGAGCAUUCAUUCUGAAUUGUUUGUGUGAUUUGUUAUGUGUCCAGUAGUCAUCCCUAUUUGCCUGCAGGGUGUUUCCACAUUUCCCUGUUACUCAUUUGUUAAUCCCAAUGCAUUGCCCCAUUACUUUCCUAACCACAAAAGACAAUUCCCCCCCCCUUUUUAUAAAAAAAGCUAAUUUGUUGUUCUAGGGUGACAGCACUGCUUAAUCCAUUUUAACUGCCCAAGCCUAAGCUGUCCAUGUUCUGGCAACUUCUCCUUUGGACUACUGUAAUAUGGGGCUGCCCUUGAAGAUGUCCCAUAAUGCAACUGAUAGGCUGGUCAAUGGGGCAGCCUGAUGGGAGCAUGUGUCAGUGGUCCUGAAAGCACUGCAUAUAAAGUCCUAAAUAUCUUGGGACCUGGGUUGGGACCAUGUCAGAAACACAAAUGUAUCCAUAAGAACACAAAAAGAGCCCUCUGGCAGUGUUGUAGCAUGGGGGGGCACAGGCGAGGUUGCCCCAGAUGCAAAAUUGUUUAGGGGGUGCAAAAUUUCAACACCUGGUGCUGCCUUAGUACAGCUGCGUGCUUCUGUCGUUGGGCUCCACUGAAAACGAUUUCUCCAUGAAAACCAGGAAGUGACCUCUCCAGACAAUGGAACGACUCUUCUUCUUUUUUUCCCUCUGUAGCUGCGAUCUCCUGGAUCACCUGGACACCAUUAGGCAGUUGCAUGCGCAUGCAUUCUCUGUCCAUUUUCUUUGCUCUCUCCAACCCACCUUCUCUGUUUGGCCCCAGGUGCUAGCAACCCACGCUACACCACUGCCCUCUGGAUCAGAUCAAUGGCCCAUCUUGCCAUCACAGUAGCUGAACAAUUGCCUUUGGGAAACCAGCAAGCAGGAUUCAAGCACAAGAACACUCUCCCCUCCUGUGGUUUCCAGCAACUUGUAUUCAGGAACAUUGCUGUGGAGGCAGAACAUAUCCAUUUGGCUAGUAGCCAUUGAUAUCUCUCUCAUCCAUGAGUUUCUUUAAUCCUCUUUUAAAGCUACUCAUGUCAGUGACCAUCACUGCCUCCUGUGGGAGAGAGUCCCAUAGUUAAACUAUGCGCUGUGCAUAGUCCAUCUAACAAAUAUGAUCGGUAUUCUUGGUUGCUGUUGCUUUCAGUCUUCAUACAAUAUGUGACCAUCACUGUGUUUCCUUUGCAUUGAAAUGAAUGGGGUUGGAUGAUGUAUUGACCAUGCAAUUUAUGUAAGUUACAUAAUUACUUUUUCAAAUUGCAUCAAUUACAUAAAUUUGCUACAGUGGGCAGCCAGGUAAAUAACAUAGUUUUGGGCAGAAUAGGAACUGUAGCAGACUGGAAGCAAUGCUGCAUGUGACAAACACAGUGUGGGAUUAUGGUCAUCUGAUACCUCUGUCAGUAGAGUAUGAGACUCUUAAUCUCAGGGUCAUGGGUUUGAGCCCCAUGUUGGGCAAAAGAUUCUUCAACACAGGGGGCUGGACUAGAUGACCCUUGUGGUCCCUUCCAGCUCUACAAUUCUAUGAUCUAUGCAUGCAAAGUUAUGCCUUCUUACAUCCCUUACAGAAAUAUGCAGUUGCUCUGUGAGGGACCUCAUUAUUAUUUAUGUUAUUUCUGAGUUUAUUUUGGCACAUCCAGGGCUCUGAGGCUGCCGUUUAUGAAUAGCAAAAUUAACAUAAAGUAACCAUGCAAACUAUAUGAAUGUGGCAUUUAAAUUUAAAAGGCAGGGUUGGUUUGGUCAGAUGACCUCUGAGUUGCUUCCAGUUCUUUACAACCCCAUGAAUCUACGAUUCGGCCCACAUGUUCCUGUCUCUUUGGCUGCCGCAGCAGAAAUCUAUUUUAGCUCCUGAAGGUUGCAUAUAAUCUCUCUGGCUUGGAAAAGAAUGAAUAUGAGAAGGUGCUGUGGAUGGAGUAGUAACCAAACACACCCGCACAGCCCCGGAAUGGGGCUCCCUGAAGGUGUUUCAACAACUCAUUGAAAUUCCAUUUUGUUCCUGGUGCAGCUCAUGAAAAGCUUUGUAGAUUUUUAUCAGAGCUUUCAAAGCCUUGCAGGGGAAAGUCAGGAGGGGUGGGAGGGAAUCUUCAAAAGAAAACCAAGGCAUGAAAACAAUAGCAGAGGCCUCCUUGGGGGAGGGGGGAUGUAAUUUCAACUCUUCUGUGCUAAGGCACACUUUAACAGCCAGGACUCCACUAGAAGCUGUGUGUUCAUUUCAGCAGAGCAAAUUUUCUCACUUUCCAUCUCAAUGCCAAUUAUUGCAUCCAAAUAGUGAAUGAGAAUAUAUAUUCUGAAACUAAUAUUCUUCCCUGUGAUAGGAAGAGGCUGCUACGGUUGUUGUUUCUUGAGAGAUAACUAUUUCUUAUCCCUGCAGGGCAGAAUAUUAUCUAUCGAGGGUGUUUCAGAGCACCAGAGAAUUUAACAAACACCUUGCCGGUCUCUUUGAUACACGCCAAUUUGACAGUGGAGAUGUGCUCCGAAUUUUGCUCCAAGAAAGUAAGGACAGUUCCCUUUCUUUUCUUCUCCCCAUCCCUUCAUCUGAUUUUCAUCAGUUUCCUAGCGCCUCUGGAGCCUGAUACUAGGAAAAGAGAGAGGGAGAGAGAGCGCUCUGAGGUUCUGGGGUGGGAAAUGCGUGUAUAAUUGCUUUUUAGAACCAUAGCUGAUGAUGCACAUUUCAAAGGAAAUCAGAUUUCUGUGCUGCUUUUCCUCAGUGACACCUAACAACUUUGAAUUCUGGCAGCUUUCAAAAGUUUCAGCAUCCAGAGGUAUUUCAGCUUAUAUUUCCAGUACAAGUUUCUAGACCUUGUGAGUGCAGAGAAGGGGCUGAAAGUGAUGGAUCUUUCCCAACCAUUGCAUUCCCGCAGGCCACCUAGCUCUUUGGCAAUGGAAGCUGAGCUGUUCCAUUUUUAUAUCAACCUGUCCAGUGCUUAGGGGGGGUAUUGUAUAGAUGCUUAUUGGAGAAUGUGGGAGGGGGGGAAUCCCAAGCCUUGAAUACUAUUAUGAUGCUUGCCAGCUUGGGCAGAUGGUUUCUCUCAUUGUAGAAAAUGAGUGCGCACCAUGGGUAAAAAUGGAAAACGCCGCUAUAGAUGGAACUCUGUUGAGUGUUUACCCAUUUUGGAAACACAAUUUUCAAUCUUUGACAUGGCUAGCCAAUAGUUUUCAAAGCAUUUUGAGGGAAAGAAAUCACUUGCAUCUGCUGGGACAUUGACUCCAUGGUUACAGCAGAUGAAUCUUGAGAGGUUUCCAGAGCGCUGCCUAGUCCUGUUGUGUUUGAUGUGUUUCAGUUAGUAAGGCUCGAGGAAGUGGACAAGGUUCUUAGAUUGGUCAGAGUGACCACUUGUGCUCUGGACCCUUGCUCCCCUUGGCUGCUAAAAACUAACAGGGAGGGGACAGCUGGCUGGGCCAGGGAGGUGGUUAAUAUGUCCCUGCGAGAGACAGUGGUCGCUGCCGGCUUGAAGGAGGCAGUGUUGAAACCACUCCUCAAGAAACCCUCCCAAUACUUGGAAAAUCUAUGCAACUACCAGCCAGUUGCUAAUCUUCCCUUCUUGGACAAGUUUCUUGAGCAGGUGGUUGCAGAACCAGAACCAGGCACUCUUGGAGGAAACUGAUUUUCUAGAUCCAUUUAAAUCAAGGUUUAGGCCUGGCACUGAAAAUGUUUUGGUUCCCCUGUAUGAUGACUUCUGUUGGAAGAGAGAAGGGAAAAAGUGUCCUUGUUAAUUUCCCCUGACCUCUCAGUGGCUUUCAGUAUCAUCAACUGUGGUAUCCUUCUGGAGCGGCUCUCUGAAUUAGGGGUGGGUGACACCACUUUGCAGUAGUUCUGGUCCUACUUGGAAGGCCGUUUCCAAAGGGGAAUGCUUGGGGAGUGUUCUUCGGCCCCAUGGAGCCUUCAAUGCAGGGUUCCUCAGGGCGCAGUUUCGUCCCUCAUGUUGAUGAAACCAAUGAGCGGGGUCAUCCAGAGCUUUAGUUUUCAAGCCCUGCCCCCCUCUUCUCCUUUCUUGGGACUCCUAUUUAAUUCAGAUGUGGGCAGGAGAGCCCUUCAACCAGAGGAAUCCUUUGAACAGAGGGUUGUAUUCUGACAGCCAAUAAAAUAGAGCAAAGAUAGCCAACAUGGUAUGCUUCAGAUGUUAUCCUAGUUCCCACAAACGUUCCCAUUUGAUCAUAAUUUCUCCAACAUUCUCCUUCAAUGCCUUCACUUAUAAAUCAGAAGAAGAUGCUUGGUGUUAUUUGUUUUGUGGAAAUGAGCUGUUAGAAAUCCUCUCCGGAGCUGAAAAUUGCUCUGCAUUUUCCAAAGCAAAGCCAGGCUGCUCAAAUCAUAAUAUUGUAAAUAAAGCAGCAUUAUCAUCAAAAAUUCUCAAAUCAUUGGGUAAAAUGUGCAGAGAUGUGACAGUUUAAUAUGCUUAAAGAAAGAAAACAUUACAGUAAGUUGAGUGAGCAAGCUUCUUUUGAUUAUUGCAAAUGCCAACAAAUUAAAGUCAACGACAUUCCAGGCAGAGAAAGUAUGCUUUUGUUAUGUUUCAUUCUCUAAAUUGGUGUCUGAGAUGUUUUAUUCUCUAAUUUGAUGACUGAAAUUUCAAUCUGUAUACUCAUUUGGAUCUAUUUUUCCUUGCAUUUAAAUGCCGUGACGGCCUAACUGCCUAAUUCAGGUGGAAGUAAGUCAGAUCCACUAAAAAUAAGUCCAGAUAGGACAAUUAUUGUCAAGGGAAUUCAGUUCAGUUCAUGGCAGUGCCGGUGAGCAGCAAUCAGGACCAUGGUUAGCUCCAAGUGGGCACCGCUAGCUGAGCUACAGAAAUAUGUUGUUUCAGCAAAGGAAGUCUCACCUGAAUGUUCAAAAGGUGGCCUGCAUCCCUGUCUACAAUCCUUAAAUGACCUGCAUCUGGUUCUGUAGUCACAUGUUUCUCUGUGGCUGUGGAGCAGGUUAAGCUCUCAUGUAUGAGUUGCAUCCCCAGGCUGUCAAGGGGUAGAAGGGAUUGUUGUGGGUUUCUGCCUGAGUGAAGUGUCCUGUGAUUCACCCUAAACUGAAUCCUCCUCAGGAGCAUACUAGAAUGCAGGGGGCAUGACAGUUAGCUACCACCAUUCAAGGUGCCUCUGUUGACCAGUACAGCUUUUUACACUUGUGGUCUGGGCUAUAUGUAUAAAGCACCUGAGUAUCUAAUGAAUGCCCUAAUGCCCUAAUGGACCUGCCUAGUCCUUUUGCAUCAUCAGAAGCUCUUCUCUAGGUGAUAUGGCCUUCUAGGGAUCAGGGCCUUUUCUGUAGCAGUGCCUCAUUGUGGACCAGCCACAGCUAGGAAUGCUUGAACAUGCCUGAGAUGCAUCUCCUGGAUUCAUAUGCAAAUUGAAAUAUGGUUGUCUGCAGAAUACACACCCACAACAAAUUAUUUAAGGUGCUCCCCCUUUUUAAAAAAACAACUACAACAACAACAACAGGCAAUAGCUGCCUGAAGAGGUUCCUGCCCUACACAUUGAAUACUGGACUGCCAAUGCCCCCGGAGAACCAGGGAACAAGCUCCAUACUCAGUGCUAAUUUCCUAAGAAAAUGAACGCCUCCCUUGCUCUCUUAUAAUGGCAAUGACACACACCUGAGAGGUGCUGGAACUGAGUUCCAGUGAGUUCCUACUGAAAAAAAGCUACCACCACCACCACCAUUACUUCUACCCCACUUUUUCCCCUGACAAGGACUCAAGGUGGCAUAUCCAAGCUAAUGGUCAUCAUUCCCUCUUGCAGGACGAAAUCCCCAAAUUUAACUCCGUGUUGCACGAAGAAGGCUUUCUUUUGUCUGUCCUGAAUCUUCCAACACUCUGCUUCUUCGGAUGAGCCCAAUUUCUAGUGUUAUGUGAAAGCGAGAAAAAAACCACACCUCUCUCUAUCCACUUCCUCAUAGAACCAUAGAAUCAUAGAGUUGGAAGGGACCUGAGGUUUAUCUGUUCCAACCUAUAUCCUGUCCAUUCUUAUUUGCCUUUUCUUUUCUAAACUAAAAAAAGCUCCAGAUGGUGAAACUUUCUUCAGACAGGAGCUCCCACACCCCUUGAUCAUUUUGGCUGCCCUUUUCUGAAGCUUUCACAGCUCUGCAGCAUUAUUUUUGAGGUGAGGUGACCAGAAUCUAUCACAAUAUUUCAAGAGCUGUGUCAACAUAGAUUUGUAAAGCUGCAUUAUGAUAUUGGCAGUUUUCUUUUCAAUCCAUGUUCUAAUGAACCCUGAAACAGAAUUUGUCUUUUUCCUCAACCAGAGCUGCCACACACUGAGUCAGCACCUUCAUCAAGCUAUCCACCAUGACCCCCAGUUCGUACUGUAUAUGGGGACAUGACACAAAGUCUCCCUCUACACCACACACCUGUAACAAGUUCUAUUUUUUUGAGAAUGACUCACAGCCUAUCCCCUACAAAUUUACUUGGAAGGAAGCCCCACUGAGAGCAAUGGGUCUUCCUCCCUGGUAAAUGUGUCUACAAUUUCGAUCACCACCUGUUCCUUGCUUUUUCUUUUUCUUUUUCUUUUUUUGAAAAGAGAUUUUUAAAUCCAAACAAACUGAAUCUCCUUGUAGAAUUCACAAAAAUAGUUUAAAAGAGCCACCAUUUUUUCUCCCUGCCACGUUUAACCUAAAGGGGAAGUCAGAAUGGGAUGGUUUGAACCCAAUUAUGUUGACAACUAUUUAAUGCCUCGUCAUGCCGCCAGAACACUGGAAGAGAGCCUUAGGGACUCUCCAUAAAUUACCUCAUUAGGAGUGGAUCAUUACAUUUGUCCAACAGAGCCUGUGUUCGCUGCAUGAGAACAACACAGGGAAAUUUUGCAUAGGACACAUCUAGGUGUCCUGCUGCUUUGAUCAGACACUUUUUAUGCAUUGCUUGGGGAAAGACCUACCACAAUUAUCCCACCCCCACUGUAAAGAUGAACAGGUUUAAUGGAGGUGUGUGUGCGUGCCCAUGAACGUCUUUAGUUUUAUCAAGAGUUAUGUAACAUGGUUUAAUUGGGCCUCAUUUUUCCACGUACAGAGUUUGCAUCUCUUUUGCUGGUGGGGUUUCCUUUACCUAGGCUUGAUUGUGGUGUGGCCUUUGAGCAUGAUCAGAAUUUGAGAGAAGGCAUUUUGUCACCUUUGCAGAAUCAGACAUAGCUGGGAUUCAUGUCAAAAAGCAUUGCGUAUUUCAUUUCAUUGACUGUGUUGCCUACUCUGUCACAUGGCACAAAGUGGCUAAGAUGCAGCGCUUUUGUGACCGUGUAGAGAAUGGAGGCUAUGAUGAUGCUAUGAGGAGGGGUGGAAUCUGAGGCUAUUUAAAAGGGCUGUCAAAAGCCUCCUCCCUAAAUCUGUUCUGGGCCCCCCACUCCUGGGCUGACCUGUGCCAACCCAUGCCAACCCAAACCAUAUCUGGCCAGAAUUGAUUUGUGUUGGGAACUCCAAUGCUGGUCCUACUCAGAGUAGACCCACUGAAGUUAAUUGACCUGACAAACUUAGAUUCCUUACCUUCAGUGGGUCUAUUUGGAGUAGAACCUACUUGAACACAACUCACUGUUUUCUUACUGUGCAAUGUAUGCAUUGAUCAAUCCAGUCUAGCUCACACAAUUCAUUGGCUAAGUAGUCAGCCUGAUCAACCCUCUAAAUUCUGACAGCAUCCACAAGAAGAAAUGUGAAGAAAAAAUGGUUUGGAAAAGGAAAAUACUUAUCUGAGACAGGACAAUUCAGAAGAGGAAAAUUGAACUUUAGGUUUUCCCUUCACAUUCGUUUCAGUUCCAGGUGAUGCUUCCUAAUGUUUGCUAGCCUUUUUUUUUAUUCCAGCCUUUUAUUUUAUUUUCUAGGAAUUUCCUUUGGCAGCCAUCAGAGGACCCCAGUGCCGCUGCGGCUUCCCAACAAUUCAUUUCCCGUUACGCAACAGCUCAGACAGCUUAUUCUGUAGCAGGUUGCAAAAUGGCAGCAGCACGGCUGAAGAGCCAAAGAGGGGGGACUAUCUCUUUGUCUAUCAAACUCCUGUCCAAGGUAAGAGAGAGGUUGAAUAUAUAUAAUAACAAUAACUAUGUGCAGGGAGGUGCUGUGCAUCUUACACCCCAAGCAAUGAGGCAAGACACUUGCUGUUGGGUUAAGUAGUGCCAUAAUUUUAUUAAUGCAUAACAGGAGAAAUCUGCAGUGAAUACUGCAAGCUGUCCCAGGACAUUGGAUAAGGGUGAGCAGCCUUGCAACCGCCCACUGUUGCCUAGGAUGGUGUGUCUGACAGUGCCCUGAGUCUACGGACUCAGCUAAGCAGCUGCAAAUAAAACGUUUUAAAUGUGUUGUAAAGUGCCAUAUGCAAAUCGGACAGUAGAUUGCGACAGUGAGCUAUGCAAAAUUCAAUGUAUUUUUCAAAACUUUUUUUUUUAAAAAAAAAUUUUCACAGCGUUUUUUUAUAUGUGUGUAGAUUCCACCUAGCAUUUAAGAAUGGGGAAGAAAUUCAAUUCAGUUUGCAUUUAAAGGCAAACCUACCCAAUUCUCACUUUCUGAAAUGGCACACGAACUCUCUGAAAUGCACUCAUCUUUUGCAAUUUGCUCUUCUCCAGAUUUUUCAAUGCUGUUCUCCAACUAAGUAAUGUAUACAAAAAUGCAGAGACCAAAUUCAAGUUUAUUACCAAAAAUUCAACUUGCCUCAUGCUGGACUGACAUUGUUAUAUUAGAGAAAUUUACAGGGAAGGCCACAGUCAUCAAUGGCGUAUCAAAGACAGGCAAAUCUGAGGUGAAAUGGUUGGAUCUUAUAUCCUGUAUUAAUGAAAACCACUUGCAGCAGCACGUACUUACUGCCUCUCUUUUUGUAUGGAGCUUGUGAAUGACACCACACACACACACACACACACACACACAGGCUCAUCUGUAUUAUUACAUUUUCUCCUGCACACUGAAAUCGCCAACGUCCCUUUGUUUUUGCGUGUGUUUGUUGAGUAGUGGUCUUUUUGUUUGUAACUGUUUUUCUAUAUAUACAAAACCAAUUCAAAAAGACUCUAAAAAUGCACAAACUGAUGUAAAGUGUGCAUUAAACAACUAUAAGCCCAGACUAGACCUUAGCAGUCUACCUUCAAGAGAGGAGAAGCCUCUUUACAGGGGGUUGUAUCAAGCUUAGAUCCAUUAAAGUUAUUGUCAGGGAACUGGUCAGGGAGCUAGAAGCAGAGGGAAGGCUCUCAAAUGAUGCUGGAGAAGGGCCCAGCAGGGAGAGAGGCAGCUCCGCAGAUGGGGAAGCAAAUCAGCGCAACACCAGGGAUAAAGAGGGGCUGAUGGGGGAAUCGGCGAGAGGGCUCCAGGACUCUUAACCGGACACCAGUGGGGAGAGCACUGGUCCCCCGCUACCCACGCCCACCCUGCGCAGAAGACUUCCGCGCAGAGAGAGUAGGAGGAGACUGGGUGUCAAACAACUUUUAUGAUGGAAAAGAUUUAAGAAACGCCCACUGACGGAUUCUGCUAGCGACUGAGGCAGCCACGAAGUGAAGGGCUGCUCAGACUGAAAGGUUUAGCAAGGCAACAAAGCCUGGAGAGGCGGCAACUUACGCACGAGCAACCCAUACACAUUACAGUUAUGGAUCUAAGUAAGUCAUUUCAAUGGUUCUACCCUGAGGAGGACUAGCAUUGCAUACAACCUGGGCUCAUUGUCUGCUUCAACAACAGCAUAGGGGAGACUGGUUCUACUAGAUCUUCUGGGCUGGAGUCCUUAGAGCUGGAGGCAACCUCCUCAGGCCAGAAAGUGCUGGCUGUUGCUGUUCCAGAGGUUCUGGGGGCUGGUUCGGGAGCCAGGCCCUCAAAAUCCAUGGAUCAUCCUCUGAGGAGGCCUAUACUUUUAAACCAUGACCAGAAAUCAGGAGACAUAUGUGUAGAUGAACCUUAGGGGCUCAUCCUGAGGAGAAAUAUUGGAAAAAUUUCAAGGGAGACCAAAAGAGAGUCAAUAAGACUACUGAAAUGUAUUAAAGCUGUUCUACACUUCCCUUAACUAUUCACAAUGAACUGACAUUGAUUUUGACUGGGAUGAUAUGCCACAGGGAAAUCCAUCUCUCUCUUUCUCUCUCAUCUUGUGGUAAUGCAGAAUAUAUCCACUGCACUUGCAAUAUUGAUCUGCCCUUAAGGGAGAAAAAAAUUGCAAUACAGAUAGGCAAGACCAGCUUUGAGAAAUAAGAGUCAGGGAGUAUAUAUUCAAACAUGUCUGAUUUGGAUCUUUUCCUGGAGAAACCGCUAGCACAGACAAGUCUUAAGUAGAUAAUUAAGAGACAAACAUUAAGCGUGUCCAAAUCUAUCUUGCUGGUAGGCAGAAAAUCCUUUGUUUUAUGGUGAUAGAAAAGCUUAGCUGGAAUUCUAGGGCUGGAGGGGAUGAAAUUAUUAUGCCAUCCAACCCCCUGUUCCAAAAGCAAGACCACCAGCCUCAAUAGAUCAAGCUGUGCAGUCUUAACCACAACGCACCCCAAGCAGAUAGUUGAUCCUUUGUUAAAUAAAAUAAAAUAAACUCACAGAGCAAAUACUUAAUGCAAAAGAGCCAAGCCACAUAUAUUGUUGUGGUUGUUUUUUAAAAAAAGGUUUCCAGGGCAAAUAUGUUAAUUCAAUAGUCAUCUACUGUAGUGGAAAGCAAAACUAACAAAAGUGACAAGCCAAUCUGACCAGGGUUGUCAAGAGAUGAGUUAAAAAGGUACUCUGAAUUCUUUCUUUCUUUCUUUCUUUCUUUCUUUCUUUCUUUCUUUCUUUCUUUCAAAAACAAGCAAGUUUCUAGUCUUCCUAGAAGAAAAGAUAUGAAGCCAAAUGUCCUAUGCAACUUUUCAGAGAUGAAACCAACCUGCUACUCCAACCUUUCAUUGUCUUUAGCCAAUGCAUGAAGUCAGAACUGUAAUUAAAAAAUGAUUUCUUUGGAUGCUGGGUGAUAAGAAUCCCUUUGGUCCUAAAUAGCUGCUGUUCUCCCCUCUCCUUCAGUGCAACUUCUAUUCCUGCUUCUGUGAAACUGCAUUUGUUUGGGGCAGGGGGCAGGAAACCUUUUCAGCAGGGGGCCGGUCCACUGUCCCUCAGACCUUGUGGGGGGCCGGACUAUAUUUUUUGGGGGGAAAUGAACAAAUUCCUAUGCUCCACAAAUAACCCAGAGAUGCAUUUUAAAUAAAACGACACAUUCUACUCAUGUAAAAACAUGCUGAUUCCCGGACUGUCCGUCGGCCGGAUUUAGAAGGCAAUUGGACCAGACCCCAGGCCUUAGUUUGCCAACCCAUGGCUUAGUGUGCCUGUUUGUUUAUCAAGCUUAACUAACUGGUUUUUAUUUGUGUUUUGCUAUAAAAUACCAGGAGUUGAAUGCAGCUAUCAAAGCAUGGAGGGGGUGAUAUGCCUACCUUCCUGGCCUUAUGUCUCUCUGUGUGUUUUUCCUUAGUGACUCAUCACUUCUCUUUGACCAUGAGUGCUGUAUCUUUCUCUCUCUCUCUCUCUCUCUCUCUCUCUCUCUCUCUCUCUCUCUCCCACCCACACACCCACAAUUUUUAUUGGUUUUUAAACAAAUACAAAUGCAACUAUAAAACACUUAUCCAGCAGUACAGAUAAGUGUACUGUUGCUAGACAUACACAUACUUUCAACAUUCAAACAUAUUACUUGACAUAACCCCUCCACUGAGAAUAUUGAGUUGUUGAUGUAACAAGGUCUUUAUUUGGGCCAUCAACAUAGGUAAAGAAAGGGGUCCAUGUUUCUUGGAAGGUGUCUCUAACUUACAGAUGUUCAUUUUUAUUUUUGCCAUCUUUACUCUAAAAUUUCAAGGAUGUAGCAGUAGAAUGGAAUAACUGAAAUAUUAUCCAGCCUACUUUAGGAAAGUAAAGUAUGUGGGUGUGCUUGGUUAUUGCUAUUAUGCUCAACUUAUGGGGCAAUUAAUUGCUUUCCUACCCAUGGGGGGGAAUUGUGGUUUCUUCAGGGUGAGUUAUUGUUGCUGAUAUGCAUACUUAAAUUGGCAUCUGCAAGAAUCAAACAAAAGAGGGGUCAGGUAUGAGAUAUUAAUGGCCACACAACAGUUGAUCUUAGAAUACAUAGCUUGCUUUUUUUAGAAUUUAAAUCUUGAAUUUAUCAAAGUGCAACCAUGUGAAAAAUAAUUGUUGUAAAUCUCAACAAUUCUCUCACUUUGUGUGUGUAUUUGUUGGGGGGGGGAGAUUACUUUGCUAACAAUGAAAUGCCAUCUGUAUCUGGUUGUAGACACCCGCUGCACUGACCGGAUGUUUCUCCCCACCAAAUCCAAAGCUUUUGUGGCAUUGUCAAGCUUCCCUGGAGCUGGCAACACCUGGGCUCGUCAUUUGAUAGAACACGCUACAGGAUUCUACACCGGGAGCUACUAUUUUGAUGGAACCCUAUAUAAUAAAGGUAGGCUAUUGAGCUGUGCCUGUCUUGUUUGUUUGUUUGUUUUUAAGAACAAGCACACUGCCAGCUUUGGGCCCUGACUGUUUUUUUCUAAAAGUGGGUUCACUGAACAGGGGGAGGAAAGGGGUGUGUGCCACAUUAGAUCAGAACAAUGUAGUAGUAGGAUUCAUGAUGGGGUGGGUAGGAAGAAGAAGAAGAAGGGGAGGAGGAGGAGGAGUUUGGAUUUGAUAUCCUGCUUUAUCACUACCCGAAGGAGUCUCAAAGCAGCUAACAUUCUCCUUUCCCUUCCUCUCCCACAACAAACACUCUGUGAGGUGAGUGGGGCUGAGAGACUUCAGAGAAGUGUGACUAGCCCAAGGUCACCCAGCAGUUGCAUUUGGAGGAGUGGGGAAGCGAACCCGGUUCACCAGAUUACAAGUCCACCGCUCUUAACCACUACACCACACUGGCUCUGUGUGUAGAGGUUACCAGAAGGUGAGGGAGAAGGGGUGGGGAGGGAAAAGGGGAGUGUACCAAGGAUACAAAAAGACAGACAGGGGCACAUGGGCAAGUUGGGGAGAGAAGGGUCCCAAACAAGGAAAUAGUGGAAGUGUACCAAAGAGGACAUUGCUAUUAGGGCCAUGACAAAAUUGUAAUGGUUGGUCUGCUUACAGUGUUUGAGAGAUAUAUUUUGGUGUUUAGAUCAUAUCUAUCUAUCUAUCUAUCUAUCCACACAAACACACACUUUAUAUACAUACACACAGGUUUUAAAGGGGAAAAGGAUCACUGGAGAAGCAGGAGAACUAUUUGUGUCAAAACUCACGAGAGUGGCCAAAAAGAAAUUGAAAUGUUUGAUUCGGCCAUCUUAUUGAUACGGAAUCCAUACAAGUCGCUGGUGGCAGAAUUCAACCGGAAGUGUGCAGGCCAUCUCGGGUAUGCCACAGAUCGCAACUGGAAAAGCAAAGGUAAGUGAACUCUAAGCCAUUACUUUCUGACUUCAUGUCAGAGAGAGAUUUAACGAAACAUGCUACACUCCUGUUUUCUUUAUUUGUCAAAAUAAUAGACUGUUUCAAAGCAUAAAGCCAUCAAAGUAGCAUAUAAGAGAAAAAGAGAAUAAAACACCCAGUUCUAAAACAAACAAACAGUAACACGGAGUCAUUGAAUUGUACAGAGUUGGAAGGAACAUCAUUUCAAGGAUGCUAAUUCUAAAAAAACAAUAAAACAGUUUAUGUAGGUAUAUAACUGAUACUCCAUAAAUGACUAGGUUUCUCAGGGAAAGAAUUCUUAAACCAAAGCAUCUUCAGUAGGUAUCUAAACACCAUGAUUUCAGGUGCGUGUUUCAUUUCAGCUAGCAAUUGAUUCCAUAGAGUUGGAGCUGCUGCACUAAAAGCUCAGUUUCUAGUACAAGCUCAGCACAUGUGGGAUGCUCAGUAGUGAGAGGUAUAGUUGCUGGGCAAUGAUACAUGGGGUGAAGUGGUUCUUUAGAUACUCUGGUCCCAAAUGAACAUUUAUUCAUGUUGGAGGAACAUCUACUACCGUUUUUUUCAAGCAGAAAAGUUCCUUGUUCUGUCUCUGGCAUCACCACUUGUAAGGAUCAGGGCUACAUCUGCACCAUACACCAUAGCUGUCAACGUUUCCCUUUUUUAAAGGGAAAUUCCCUUAUUCCGAAUAGGAUUCCUUGCAAGAAAAGGGAAAAGUUGACAGCUAUGCCAUACACCUAAAGUGUUACGAUAUCCCUCUAAGAGUCAUGGCUUCCCCCCAAAGAAUCCUUUGGAACUGCUGAGAGUUAUUAGGAGACAGAGCUGCAAUUCCCCAAAUGGUUUAACAACCAAUCCUUCUUGCCAGGAAACACUGGGAAUUGUAGCUCUGUGAGGGGCAGAGCUUAAUGAACUACAGUUCCCAACAUUCUUUGGGGGAAGCCAUGACCGUUUAAAGUGGUGUGAUAGUGGUAUAAUGUAAAGGUAAAGGGACCCCUGGUCAUUAGGUCCAGUUGUGGCCGACUCUGGGGUUGCGACGCUCAUCUCGCUUUAUUGGCCGAGGGAGCCGGCGUACAGCUUCCGGGUCAUGUGGCCAGCAUGACUAAGCUGCUUCUGGCGAACCAGAGCAGGGCACGGAAACACUGUUUACCUUCCCACUGGAGCGGUACCUAUUUAUCUAUUUGCACUUUGACAUGCUUUCGAACUGCUAGGUGGGCAGGAGCAGGGACUGAGCAACGGGAGCUCACCCCGUCACAGGGAUUUGAACCGCCGACCUUCUGAUCCGCAAGCCCUAGGCUCUGUGGUUUAACCCACAACGCCACCCAUGUCCCAGUGGUAUAAUGUAUUAAGCAUUAAAUGUGCAGAUUGGGCCUAAGUGAACUAAUACUUUUCAGAAGAGAGCUUUCUAAGAAAAGAAGACUCUUCACCUCCUACCCCUCAAGAAUUUUCAAGCAACCUUCCCCUCAAUUUUGCAACACACAAAUAGCACUAACAGAAAGGGGUUAUCUGCUUCUGAUAUCAUUUUAAAGCAGUCUUUCUUUGCCAUCCUUUUUCUAUUUAGCAACAGCUAGGUUUGAAAACAGCUAAGUCAAUAUCCUUUCUUUUGUCUUUCACUUUGCAGAGUGGCCAGAUUUUGUAAACAGCUAUGCUUCCUGGUGGGCUUCCCAUGUGUUGGACUGGCUCAAAUAUGGCAAACGUCUCCUUGUCAUCCACUACGAAGACUUGAAGCAGGCCCUGCUCCCUAAUCUGAAAGAAAUGGUCAGAUUCCUGAACAUCACAGUGACGGAGGACCGCUUGCUCUGUGUUGAGAACAACCGAGAUGGGAACUUCAAGCGGUCAGGAGCCAGGCAGAAGGGAUUUGAUCCAUUCACAGAGGAGAUGAAAAACAUGAUCAAUAAAUACAUUAUGAUGGUGGACAAAGCCCUGAGAGAGAGAAACUUUAUCGGGCUUCCAAAAGAGUAUUUGCCCAGAUGA
Messenger RNA from Podarcis lilfordi (Lilford's wall lizard), 25841 nucleotides. Lineage: Eukaryota; Metazoa; Chordata; Lepidosauria; Squamata; Lacertidae. The record is from the annotation of a GenBank genome assembly.